AUGGCCGAAUCUCCGCUCAGCUGCAAGGCUCAAGCAGAGGCUCAAGCUCCGCCCACGGCUGUGGUUGCGGCUAGCGCGGAGCCCCGGGGGUUGCGGGGGUUGUUCGGAGGAGGCCCGGGCCUGGGGCUCCCGGGCGCAGGGAGGAGACGAAGCCUUGGCUCUAGCGCCAUGAGCGGAGCGGAGCAGGUGGGCGACCGCCUCUCAGGCCCUCGCCCACAGCCCCAGCCUCAGCCUGGGCGAUCGAUGGGCCCCCGCACCUUCACCAUCGACAGCAUCCUCCGCCCGGAUCUGCGGGGGGCGCCGCGGCCUGGCUACUGCUGGGGACCGCAGGGACCUAGCCCAGCCCACGAGCCUCAGCAGUACGAGGACCCUGAGGAGGAGGAGGAAGCGGUGGCCGUGGAGGUCGGGAGGCGCGAUCUCGGCUCGGGGAGUCUUGGGCCCAGGGAACUGCCCUGCCCCAGAGGGAGCAGCCCGGACACCACAGAUCGCAGCGAGUGCCGAGCUGGCCCGUCCUCAGGGCCGCAGUCGAGCAAAAAGAAGACGAGGACCAUCUUCUCCAAGAGUCAAGUGUUCCAGUUGGAGGCCACAUUCGACGUGAAACGCUACCUGAGCAGCGCUGAGCGUGCGGGCCUGGCGGCCUCCCUGCAGCUCACCGAGACGCAGGUGAAAAUCUGGUUCCAAAACCGCAGGAACAAACUCAAGAGACAGCUGGCUGCCGAACCCGACGGGCCAGUGGGGACCCAGGCGUCCGAGCAGGCCUCGGAGCUGCCGGCCCUUUAUAAGGACUCGGCCUUCCUCAGUCGCUACUUGCUGCCGCUGUCCCUUCCCCUCCUGUACCCCGGGCACAGCUUCCCCUACCUCUGCCUCCCCCGGCCAGGCAAAUAUUUCAGUCUGCUCGAUGGAGACGUAUAAUUGCCUACUUUUUUCUUCCCUCAUUUGCUCGAUUUUCCACCCCCAACAUAUACAUUUUUUUUCACCUUUCUACCUUGUUUCUCUCAGACUUUUUUAGUCUCUUUUUCUUCUCCAUCUUUCUCUUUUCUUCAUCUCACCUCUCUUUUUCUAAUUUUCCUUUCUUUUUCUCUUUUCUGAAUCUUUCCAGUUCUUUCUUUUCUUCUUCCUCUCUCUCUUAUCUCCAUAUUUUCCUUUAUUUCCUUUUAAUUCUCACUAAAUCCCAAAUCCCAGAGUCUCCCAUCUCCCUUAAUUUUUGUGUCCUUUAAUUUAUCUCCUGGAAAGUAUUGCCUCUUCCUCUUCCCCGUUUGCUUAUUUCUUCAAUUUCAAGCCCCAGUUACCAAAUAUUUCUAUGCAAACAUCUGGCUUUUCUGAGGGAUUUAUUUUCCCUCUGCCCCACUGUUUCUCCUCAUCUCCCUACACUGUUUUCAGAUCCAGUUACAAUGACAAUCUUUAUUCCAAGACUAGGUUUCCCCCCCCCCCCCCUGGAAAUUCCCCGAUGGGGGAAAGAGUGCAGAUCAUAGCUUAUGUCUCCUUCUGUGGGCCAGUGACCUACGCAAAGUUCUGUAGAUCAAGGGACAGAAUCUAAGAUCCCUACAGGAGGCUGAAGCUCAUCUCCAGGAUCCCAGGAUGGGUCUGGGUCCUUCCCAGGCUGCUCUGGCAUUGGUGGAUUUGAUCCUAUUUUGUUGGAUUGGCUGCCUGCAGCCCCUACCCUUCCCGCCAUUCCCUGGCAACACAAGGGCUUCUGAACACUGGAUGAUGUUGGUGAGGUGGGGCCCAACAACAUACUGGGUGCAUCCCAGCGGACAGUCCCUGCAGGCAACCACGAAUCACCCUCUGCUACACCACCUCCAACCCCGACACCCAAAGCUGCCUGUUCCUGCAGCACCGACUUUUCCUCUGUUACAUCUAUACCUGUCCGAGACCCCAUUUCACUUCUCUUAUUUUCACUUCAAAACAAAACAAAACAAAAAUCCGACUCAAUUUUGUCUGCUCUCUUCGUAUUUCUAUUCAUCGCCACCCUCCCCCCAGAGAUGAUGGGAGAUUAUUAGUCUUAGAAAGAAAAGGGAAUUUCAGUUUUUGUCAAAGUCACUGCAUUUUAGUUCUCCAAAUACCCCUCUGACCAUCAAACAACCCUUGAAAGGGCUUCACAGUCCCCAUGGCAUCCC
Molecule: messenger RNA, 2117 nt
Organism: Antechinus flavipes (yellow-footed antechinus)
Lineage: Eukaryota; Metazoa; Chordata; Mammalia; Dasyuromorphia; Dasyuridae
Product: homeobox protein HMX2-like
Exons: 2
Coding region: 1-912 (303 amino acids)
Biological process (GO): regulation of transcription by RNA polymerase II
Cellular component (GO): nucleus
Molecular function (GO): RNA polymerase II transcription regulatory region sequence-specific DNA binding; DNA-binding transcription factor activity, RNA polymerase II-specific
Source: RefSeq, a predicted model, not a curated record